This is a messenger RNA of Periconia digitata, 1985 nucleotides long. NCBI's taxonomy places the organism in Eukaryota, Fungi, Ascomycota, Dothideomycetes, Pleosporales, Periconiaceae. The record is from the annotation of a GenBank genome assembly.
CCCAGGUGGCAGCCCAACCACGGAAGUCACGUGAUUGUGACCGACACUGCUGCCUUCACCUUGAGCCAAUCAAACUGUAUCGUGAACUACCUAGUAUCGAGUGGUCAAAGCGUACCUCUGUGUUACACAACAUAGUGCUCAAGUGCUGUCACCUCGAUCCUCAAGCUAUCCCCAACGAACAACACACCAAAAAUCACCAUGGAAGCAACAGCCGACUCAACAAGGGAUCGCGCACUGGAUUACCAUGUCUACACUGUAUGCAUAUCAUAUCAGGCUUUGGCAUCUUUGUAUUCCAUGCUGAAAUGAACAGGUUCAAGUCAUGGCGCCGGAGGAUACAAUAUCCCUCGAAGAUUUAGAGGCUACCAUAGUCUCCGGGGGAGGAACAAUUCUGGCGAAAUUCACUUACCUAAGGGGUUUUAUGUAUGAAUUCCCGCGCAAGGAGACCAACCCCCUCCAAGAUCAUCCGCAGAUCAAUCACAUGGAGAUCAUCGAACAAGUAUAGAACGGUGAUUUGCAACCAGCAUUCACCUUGACGACGGACUGUGUGGACUGCGUGGCGGCUUCUAUCACUUGAAUAAGUACUGCCUCCAGAACCUACUCCACGAUACUCACGCCCCGCCGCGUUUUGACUUACCCGCCAAACACAACCAAAUCCUCUCAGACUUAUCGACAUCACACCUCGCUUCCCCCCCUCCAACUAUGUCCCAGGGAGCAAAUGACCUUUUGCAGGCUCGCAGAAAAGGCUGCGACGACUUCGCAAGGGGAGAGUGCCGACACGGUGACGAUUGCACGUCACUCCACCAUAAAAAUCUCGACCCAGCCCGGCACCAUGAGGCAGAGAUUCAAUACAACGUGCCAAACGAGCCGUACAUAGCUUGCCGUAGGUGCGUACAGCAGCUUCGAAAAUGUGACAAGCUUGAUCGUGGUGGAAUAGACGAUCCAUGCUCAGAGUGCCGACACUACGGUGGAUCCAAUUGCGACUGUACAUUAACGCCACUUACCUACAACGAUCAAGUAUGGCAACAGAUGAUGAGCCGCGAAGAAACCGGCUUCGACCUUCCUCCACCAAAAGAUAGAGACGGGAAUAUUGGCAAAGCACGCAAUGAAGCAGGCGAGCGAGUGGGCAAAGCCAAGCCUACAGGACCUAUGCCAGAUGCUAAGGUCAAGCUCAACUAGGCAGGCAAGAGCAAGGAUGAGCUGUUGGCGCAACCUGGCCUACUACCUGAUCCUGUGCGCCGAUUGCCGCGAGCAUACCUGGUACCUCCACCCCGAAAGGAGAAGAACAAUCACCAGAAGCGAAAGGCAACUGGUGGUGACACAGAACAACAUCAAGAGAACGGCGUUCGAUGCAGCCCCACGCCGCCCUUUGCACUCACCCUUCAAUUCGAACAAUGCUCCUGGGGCAAACAAUCCGUAUCUUCCCACUUUCAAUUCAGCCACUGCUCCCGGGGCUACCGGUAAUCUACAAACCCAAAUGCCACCAACACCACCUCCACCACUACCACAAACAAUCUGGGGCAGGUUGUCAGCAGCCAACUACUGCCUCAUAAACAACGAGGUGACAUACGUGUACUCAAGCGGAGUCAAACUCACCAUUCCAAUGAAUUUGCUCAUGUUCACUUCCACUCCUAUAAGUUUCUCACAUUCCUUGCACAAUUGAGAAUAUCCCUACAAAAAUCAUAUCUAAGAAACACGCUGUAGAGGACAGGGAAACUGAGAUUAUGCCUACACUGGUCAUAUCGUGGAAACAUGUGGAGGACAAGGACAGUAAAGUCGCGCAGCUUUAUGAUGCAACAUACCUUUCGUCAUCUGAGGAUGAGCAUGAGAAUAGGGACAGGCAGUGGAUAUUGUUCCUGACAUUGUGUUUCUUUUAUUCACCAACACCAUCGGCUCAUCCCUUUGGUAUCUUUUGUAACCCAUCGGCUCACUCCUUUGGUAUCUUUUGUAACCCAUCGGUUCACUCCUUUGGUAUCUUUUGUAACCCA